GCGACGUGAACAGGUCAUUCAGAUGCGCCAGCGCGUCAUUUGCUGCAACGCAAUCCCAGCCAUCCCGAACUCCCAGUAUCCCCGGCGUCAUGUACCGUUAUUCCUCCAUAUCAGCCGUCUGACCUACUGAACAGAAGUUGAAGAACUGCUGCUGAUAUUAUGGACGGAAUUCCAACAUGAACUGAAGUUAAUUUAUUUGAUAAGAAGCGCUGCGUGGUGUGCAGCAUUUGUGGACAGUGGUGUGGAUGUAGCAAUGGUGCUGGAUCUAAGUGAAAACUGCAUGGAGCAGGCUAAUGGAGGAGGGCUCGCAAAGAAUGUCUCAGAAAUGUUAGAACCAGAGCCCAGCACAGAGAAACCCAAACCUGUCAGAGCCAGGACCAGCAGUAUCACCCAAAAAGACAAAUCGACCCACAAUGGGCCUCAUGCGCAGCCUUGUACCACUUGGGAUGGCUGCUCCCAAGUUCAGCGACGGCUCCAGAAGACGGAAAGUAGAAAUAAAGAUGAAGCUGCGCAGCCAAGGGAACCUUCCAAACCCCCACCUUAUCGAAGGCCACUUAGUCUGGAAAUAAAACCACAGCGAAUUAGAGCAACGCAGCCAGUGCAGAAGGUGAUACAGCCACCGUGGCGUAGUGGUGGCUCUUCUCCACCCAUGCGAAGCCUGACAAGCCUUAGUUUGGGGCCAGGAAACUGGCUUCGCCGGAGUGAGAGCACAUGCACAAUGAACUCCACGACAGCCCAACGUGCUGGCAGGGGUCAAAUGAGGCCUGCAACCUCCUUGCCAUAUAUUGCCAGGGGUAUGGCACCACUUCCUUCGCCUUCAACACCUCGUGGGCCAUGUCUGCUUGUGGCUCUUCGUCCCAUAAACCUGGAACAGGAGCGUCAGACCUUUUUUCAGUCUAACUAUCAGUAUGAGCCCCAGUUUGAGUAUGCCUCCCCAGAGCCCAUCAGUGUUUUGGAGAAGUACAGAGAGGGCUCCAGUCUCUUUCUGUCCCAGGCAGUUGGGAUUAUGGAGUGUGUGUUGAGGAAGUAUGAGACCUAUGAAAACUUUGAAGAAGUCACAGGGGGCAGCUUGCUACCGAAGAGUCAAGUGUGGGCAGCCUCACGCAAGUACCUACAGAAGGAGGGCUGUGUCGGUGAGGUGGUUGUAAGUCUCUCUGAUGAGCUUCUGUCCCAGGCAGUAAUGAUGGUGGAGAGAUGUCGACCAACACUAACUAUUAACUUGUCAGGAGCACGGCAACAUUGGCUUGAGGGCAUGCUUAGACAUGAGAUUGGCACACAUUACUUACGGGGUGUGAAUAACAGCAUGCAGCCAUGGGCCACUUCUGUUGGGAGAAAGCAGUUUGGACUGAAACCAGCUAAUCCUACUGAAGAGGGGCUUGCUAGUCUUCACAGUGUGUUGCUACGGAAACAGCCCUUCCUGUGGCGAGCCGCUCUGCUAUACUAUACUGUAUACCAUGCCACAAACAUGAGCUUCAGCCAACUGUUCAGCCAUAUUGCUCACUUUGUCCAAGAUCCUGCUGUACGUUGGGAAUACUGUCUCCGCGCCAAACGAGGACAGACAGAUACCUCGAAACCAGUAAAGAUCAGGUCUACCUUGUCCUAUGAAGAUGUGGACAGACUUCGGCAUUUGGCUGUUCUAAAUGGAACUAGGAUUCCUCACUUCAUGCAGGAUGAAGAUCGUUAUCUUCAACACCUCGACCACAUUGUCGCAGUGAAUGAACUGAGCGAUGCAGAGCUUCAAGAGCUCAUUCCAUGAAGAGUUGCAAAAAAAUAUCAAAACCAUUCUUUUCUUUUUCUUUUUUCCCCCAGGCCAGAAAAUUGGGAUUUUUCAAACAUCUGAUUGAUAUAAUUUGGAUGGUUUUUCAUGAAAACGUGAUCCUUGAUAAUCAUCCAUAGAAAGAAUUACGUACAGCAUGGUUGUGUCCAAUGAUUGUUGUAGUACUUUGCUACAUUAAUUGCCAUAUUACUCAGUAAGUCUGUUUACAAAAACAAUGAUUGUCUGUUUUAAAACCAUAUGACUCUCAGGCAUGAAAGACAUGUUUGGAUUCUUGCAAACUUAAGGUAUGUUCGGAAUGGCAUACUACCAUACUCGUGCAAUUUUUUUAGUAUACUGUGUGCACUAUGCAAAUUUUAUGAAUACAUAAAUGAUGUAGUACAUUAUGCCAAAGUGUGCAGUACUGUAAUGCAGUGGGCUUGACUUAACCUUCUGUUUCCAGUAUUAUGACCGAACCAAAAGAUUUCUCGCCUUGAUUCAUUAGCUGAUUAGACUGAACAAAAUAAGAUAUAAAUGCUAAAUAGUUGUAAUUAUUUCAGAGUUGACAAUUGGAUGUCACGUGUUGAUUUAAACAUGCAUCGUAAGACAACAGAAAAUUGCCUUGCAUACUGUUUUUAAUUAACUACAUUGUAUGCAGUAUCUAGUAUUCCAUUCCGAACACCACCAUACUCAUGAGAAGCUGAAAGAUGGUCUUGUAGCAUUUUAACUGCACUCAUAAUGUAAUGGGCACAUCCCAACAUGCUAGGUAUUGAUAUCUCACACAAGGCAGAACUAUGUGAGCACUAAAUCAAAUGAUUUACCCUGACAGUAUUUAUAUGAGAAUUCACACGUGAACUUAUGAGCACUUCAUUUAGUUUCCUGUUAGGUUCUUCUAUUAGUUUUUCAGUUUCUCUAUUUAUUUAUUGUUUACCUCUUGUAGUCAUGUUAAACACUGAUUGUCUGUGGUAUUAGCUUUAUACACAAGUAGCAAACGCAUUUUUUUUCUUCAACUUAGUAUAGCAAGCAAUGCAAAAAGACACCAAGGCUGACUCAUUUCAACAAAACAUUCAUUGAGAACCUUAUGAAAAAGAAAAUUACACUAAUGAAAAAACUGCCCCCUUUGACACAAUUUUUCCUCAUCAGGGCUUAUGAAAUGCUAGUAUUCUAUCUAGAGAUAAUCAGUGUUCUUCUGAGGGCACCCUUGGUGGUCUUUAUUACCUGUGCUAAUGUGAUGCAACACCUUUGUAGGAGAGUUGCCACUGCAACCUCUGCUUUUCGUACUUGUUUAAAAGCAGUCCAGCUGGCCAGCUUCCUCACUGUGCAUAUUAAAAUUGUGACGGACUCAGGAAGAAAAAAAAAAAAGGUCAUGUGGAUGUGCCUUAUAUGGGUUCCAAACUCAUGCGUCAUGCCAUUAGCUACAUGUUAUAUGCUUGAAAUCACAUAUACAUUUGUAUUUAUUAUCAUUGUCAGUACUGCACGAAAAUUGCACACUUCACGAUAAGUUGCUGUUAUCUUAUUAAAACUGUACACUGAA
Sinocyclocheilus rhinocerous is the source of this 3287-nucleotide messenger RNA. RefSeq lists its product as uncharacterized. The transcript has 6 exons. The coding region runs from base 254 to 1756 and encodes 500 amino acids. The record is from RefSeq and is a predicted model, not a curated record. NCBI's taxonomy places the organism in Eukaryota, Metazoa, Chordata, Actinopteri, Cypriniformes, Cyprinidae.